AUGAGUUUGAGUGUUCUCUUUUUGAUACUGAGUUGUGUGCAUGUUCGAGAUGUGAGAGGAUAUCCGAGUGGUGCUCCUCAAUCUGAGUGUGUUGCUAUGACUCCACGUGGUCCUCAUGGGGCUUCACAGACAACGACGAGUCCAUACCAAAUCACAACAGAUGCUCUACCGAAUGGAUAUGUUCCUGGAGAAACAUAUACUGGUCGGCAAGAACAAAAGUUUUUGUACAAACAUGGUGCAUUUUCUAUCUCUAAAACGUUGCCCUCUGAUUCGGACUUCAGAGGAUUUCUCUGUCAAGUUCGUCAAGUUGGUAGAACAACUGCUGUUGGCACAUUUUCAGUGAGGAAUACCCUGAAGGCUCGAACUCUCGACUGCUCAAAUGAAAAUGAUGCCGUUACUCACACAAAUGACCUUCUAACAUCACAACAACUAUUUGACUGGACUGCCCCAUCAAUCGGAGUAGGGACGCAACUGGAAAUUAUGUAA
Messenger RNA from Corticium candelabrum, 486 nucleotides. Its product is annotated as defense protein l(2)34Fc-like. The transcript is spliced from 3 exons. The coding region runs from base 1 to 486 and encodes 161 amino acids. Gene Ontology annotation, cellular component: membrane. NCBI's taxonomy places the organism in Eukaryota, Metazoa, Porifera, Homoscleromorpha, Homosclerophorida, Plakinidae. The record is from RefSeq and is a predicted model, not a curated record.